Aedes albopictus (Asian tiger mosquito) is the source of this 793-nucleotide messenger RNA. RefSeq lists its product as uncharacterized. The record is from RefSeq and is a predicted model, not a curated record. Lineage: Eukaryota; Metazoa; Arthropoda; Insecta; Diptera; Culicidae. The transcript has 5 exons. The coding region runs from base 58 to 567 and encodes 169 amino acids. Gene Ontology annotation, molecular function: odorant binding.
UACAAAGUCAAAGCUUUCAUUGAUUUUCACUGAGAAUAGCACCGACAUCAAAGUAACAUGUUAGCUUUUACCAUACUGUGCCCAAUCUUUGUAAUCUUUGGAACGAUAUUGCAGAUCGUUCGAUCAGAAGAAUGCAUAAGGUGGCAAAACCAUGAAAAAGAGCUCAGCAAUUGCUGCAAGUGGGAUCCUCCGUAUCCACGAGAGUCCAUGCACCAUUGUUCACAAUCAGCAACAGAACAAGUCACACAAGAUAAACAGGAAUUAUACAGGUGUAUUUUUGAAUGCUACUUCGAGGAGCUUGGGAUCGUUGUCGAUCAGACCUUGAACGUGGAUAAGCUUUCCGAGUACCUUCAGGCGCUGAGUGAAGAAGUCCGCAACCAUGUGAUUGACACGUACAAAAAGUGCGCCGCUGAGACCACUAAUACGUUGCGGGUAUGCAAUUCGUUCGCCCAAGAGCUUGAGAUGUGCGCUCUGGAGGAAAUUGGCGUUGGCUGUCCGGAUGAGAUCUUUACUCCUGGUGAGAUCUGUGACAAAAGGAGAAGUGGCGUCAAAUUUUGUCAGGACUAAAAGAGAACUCAAUGUCAUUGAGUUACUUGUUUCAGCUGACUAAACGGAUACGUAAGAGAGUUGCCUUUGGUUUCAAGGGGUACUCAUAGGACUGCGUGCAGUCGAUUCCAAUUGAUUUGUUCCAGGUUGAUAUUUACAAAAUAAAAUCUUCGUGAGCAUGAUACUCUAUUGAAUUUUUAUUGUAAAAUAUUCGUUGAAGCUUUGUAUGUAUGACUAGGAAGUCACU